AAACGACAGACUAGCAGCCAAGUAAGAAACUCGCAUGUUCUCUCUCUCUCUCUUAUAUUAUAUAUAAACGAACCAUGUCUUCCAAAUCAACCGGUUUAGCUUUCUGCCAUUGAAACAGCAUAACAAUCUCUCCCUUUUUAAUUCUCACAACUUGAACAAAACAUGGAAGGGGAGUGUUGUUCAAGUUCUAGCUCAGCUUCCGCCACCACAACCGCCGAGAAGCGGAAGCCCAGGCAACAGCAAGACAAGCCUUAUAGAGGUAUAAGGAUGAGGAAGUGGGGCAAGUGGGUUGCUGAGAUUAGAGAACCCAAUAAGCGUUCUAGGAUUUGGCUUGGCUCCUACUCAACACCCAUCGCCGCUGCCCGUGCCUACGACACCGCUGUUUUCUACCUUCGUGGCCCUUCUGCCAGGCUUAAUUUCCCUGAUUUGAUAUACCAUGAAGACAACCUACGUGAUAUGUCUGCUGCUUCUAUACGAAAGAAAGCUACUGAAGUUGGAGCUCAGGUGGAUGCUCUGCAACAAACGGCUCUCCAUGCAUCAGAAAAGAACCCCAACCGUGUAGUUCCGGAGAAACCGGACUUGAACCAGUAUCCGACCCCAGAAAGUUCCGAUGAAGAGUAGCAGAAGAUCGUUGAUUAAAUUAGUAAUUAACAACUCCUUGUAAUCAUUUACUUUCGUUUUCUUUAAUCUUUUUUGGGUUAUAGCUUGCCAGCAGUCUCCAUGUGUGCCUGAGAAAAGUUCAGACACAGGAAAAUUAAGACUUGAAAAGAGAAAUAGAUAUAUGAGAAGGAUUCAAUCUCUGUAACUAAACAAGAGAAUCGUCUCUCUUCUCAUCAGUUUGCAACAGAAGUGGGUUAACGGUGGAAAAUAGGUUUUUUUAUUAUUUUAUUUUUGUCUAGUAGCAGUGUAGGAUUAGUGUGUGGUUGAUUCUCUUUGUACGAUUCCAAUAAUAUGGUAUUGAAAGUGUAUGAUUAAGAGGGAGAAGAAAUGGGGAUGGAAUAUUUUUUAACUGCAAGAAUAUGAAGAAACAGACAUGGCCUACCAUUAUAGAUAUCUAUUUCAAAAAUACGACGAGAAACUGGUUAGCUUGGGAGUUGGCAAGGGAAACAAAGUAGAUAAGAAGAUGAGGAAGAAGUUGGGGUUGGGAACCAGAAGUGGCGCUUGUGACGUGCCUGUGGACACCACAAAACACAAAUGACAAUAAGCGAGAGAGAAGGCAAGUGGUCCUCAAUCAGGGAGGUUGUCACCGUCAUGAGAUGGUGGAAAGCUUACGAAAGGUUGUUCGGUGGGAGUUGAUGGGUGAUGAAAGGUGGGUGGUGACUGAGUGGGUUUUUGUUUAUUUUUGUUUAUUUAUUUUGUUUUAGUUUGAAGGAUUAAGCAUGUAUUAUGUCGUAAAUUGCAAAAUAUUUAUAGAGCCCAUGAUCUGUAAGGGGACCAUUAUGCAAC
Manihot esculenta (cassava) is the source of this 1446-nucleotide messenger RNA. Its product is annotated as ethylene-responsive transcription factor ERF011. Lineage: Eukaryota; Viridiplantae; Streptophyta; Magnoliopsida; Malpighiales; Euphorbiaceae. The transcript has a single exon. Gene Ontology annotation, biological process: regulation of DNA-templated transcription. The coding region runs from base 163 to 621 and encodes 152 amino acids. Gene Ontology annotation, molecular function: DNA binding; DNA-binding transcription factor activity. The record is from RefSeq and is a predicted model, not a curated record.